This is a messenger RNA of Oncorhynchus mykiss (rainbow trout), 2714 nucleotides long. Lineage: Eukaryota; Metazoa; Chordata; Actinopteri; Salmoniformes; Salmonidae. The record is from RefSeq and is a predicted model, not a curated record.
GUAUAUGGUGGAGUAGCUAUUCUAAGUACUGUACCUAGGAAGGUGAAUGUAAGCAUUAAAUAUAGUUUUUUGAAGUCAUCGGUGGUCUACACGGCCCUCCUACCCACGCUUGGAGCGUCAACACUGCUGAUUAGCCUCCUCAGAAACUCACUCUCACAGAACGAGUGCAAGGAAGCAGACAACUAAGAGAAAGGAUAUUGUGACAUUGUGUGGAUAAUCGGAGACUUACACCCGGUAACGAAGGAGACAGCCAUAGAAAGAACAAGGCGUCUGCCAAACCUUUCCCACUAAGCAGAACUCCGCCCAUGAAGAGAUAUUCAACGGAGACCUUCAACACCUCAGGAGAGAGGCCCGCUCCAAGGCGUCUGCAUGGUCCUAAGCCACCCGCUGAACUUCGAGAACAAACACACUCUCUUUUCUCUCCAAUCUGAGCAAGAUUGACAGCGCUCUGAAUAAAUGAGGAUGGGGGAGGGGCUAUUAAGGGUGGCCAGUCAUAUAAUCAAGUGAUUAUCACUGAAGUGAAAGGAGAGAGCCAACAGAGACACUACUAGAGGCAAACACACGGUCAGUUAACCAUUGUGAGAGACAGAGAAAGAGAGGUCGAGGUAGUACACUUCUUGUUGAGACGUUUCACUCAUAACUCACAGGACCCAGUAUCCUAGCUGAGUCCAGACUGGAGCCAUGUCUCCAGAGAAGGAAAGCAAUGGUCUCGAAAACGACACAUUUGCUAUUCAUGGACAUUUCUGUGAGCUGGAGAAUGAUGGAGAGGGCUCCAAACUCUCUGAGGAGGAUGACAAGAACAAGCUGGCCUACUGUGUCACAGACGUCCCAGCCUGGUACCUAUGCAUUAUCCUGGGCAUCCAGCAUUUACUGACAGCGUUUGGGGGGAUAAUUGCCAUCCCUCUGAUCCUGUCUCAGGGUCUGUGUCUGCAGCACGAUGGCCUGACCCAGGGUCACCUCAUCAGCACCAUCUUCUUUGUGUCAGGCGUGUGCACCCUGCUGCAGGUCACCUUCGGAAUCAGACUGCCCAUUGUUCAGGGGGGUACCUUUGCCUUUCUAGCUCCCUCCAUGGCUAUGCUGUCAAUGCCAAAGUGGACAUGCCCUGCCUGGACCCAGAACGCUUCCCUGGUCAACACCACCUCUCCUGAGUACAUAGAUGUGUGGCAGAGCCGCAUGCGAGAGCUGCAGGGCUCCAUCAUGGUGGGCUCUUUGUUCCAGGUGCUGGUGGGUUUCUCUGGCCUCAUCGGUUUCUUCAUGCGUUUUAUUGGCCCCCUUACCAUCGCACCCACCAUCUCUCUGAUUGGCCUGUCCCUGUAUGACUCGGCUGGAAUGAGCGCAGGGAACCACUGGGGCAUCUCCACUAUGACAACUGCUCUGAUCAUCCUGUUCUCCCAGUACCUCCGACACAUCCCUGUACCAUUCCCCACAUACAACAAGACCAAGAAACUCCACACCUCCAGGAUCUACAUCUUCCAGCUUCUCCCUGUGCUCCUUGGCAUCACACUGUCAUGGCUGAUCUGUUACAUCUUCACCAUCUCUAAUGUCCUGCCCUCCGAGCCGGAGCAGUACGGCUACCUGGCUCGCACAGACCUGAAGGGGGAUGUCAUAAGCCAGGCCCCCUGGUUCAGAUUCCCAUAUCCAGGUCAGUGGGGUUUGCCAACUGUGAGCCUGGCGGGAGUGUUAGGGAUCUUGGCUGGGGUGUUAUCCUCCAUGAUAGAGUCGGUGGGGGACUACCACGCCUGUGCCAGACUAUCAGGGGCCCCUCCACCCCCUAAGCAUGCCAUCAACAGGGGCAUUGGCAUUGAGGGGAUUGGCUGUCUGCUGGCUGGGGCCUGGGGCACGGGCAACGGAACCACCUCCUAUAGUGAGAAUGUGGGUGCACUGGGCAUCACCAAGGUGGGCAGUCGCAUGGUGAUCGUUGCUGGUGGGGUAUUGAUGAUCAUCAUGGGACUUUUCUGUAAAAUUGGAGCAAUUUUCACCACCAUCCCCACACCUGUGAUUGGAGGAAUGUUCUUGGUCAUGUUCGGGGUCAUUUCUGCAGCUGGAGUUUCAAAUCUGCAGUACGCAGACAUGAACUCCUCCCGGAAUGUGUUUAUCUUUGGAUUUUCCAUGUUUUCCGGGCUUGUCAUUCCAAACUGGAUAUUCAAGAACCCGGAUGCCAUAGCAACAGGUGUGGUCGAGCUGGACCAACUGCUGCAGGUGCUUCUAACAACCAGCAUGUUUAUUGGAGGCUUCUUUGGGUUCUUCCUUGACAACACCAUUCCAGGCACCCUGCGGGAGCGGGGCAUCAUGGACUGGAACAAGAUCCCCCUUGAUGACUCCAGCAACACUUUGGAGAGCAGUGAGGUGUACAACCUUCCACUUGGAAUUAGCUCUUGUCUCUCCUCCUUCUCCUGGGUUCGAUAUGUGCCGUUCCUCCCUCCAAAUGCACCAAGCUCACAGGACGAGGCCAAGGUGGACUCUUUGGCGACCAAGCAGCAGCCUGUGAAGCCAGAGCCUAUCAGAUCAGUGGCCCUAUGAACACUGUGUAGGACCAGACACGGGCUAAAACAACAACAAUAAGAGAGGCAGCUCUCGUAAUAUGGUCCUCCCGUUCUGUUUUAUUUUGUCUAUUUUAUACUCAUAUCUUGUAAAGAUUUGAUUAUGCAUUUUAUAAAUUAACUUUUGGCAAUAAUAUUUGGCAUUUGUGUGGUGUAAAUACAUUUUUGUUGUGA